UGGUCUGCAAUAUCUCCCCACGCAAGAGUUGAUAAGACUGCUUUUAAUUCACGGUCACACUGUUCACGGUUCACAGAAGGAGGCUUGAGUUUAGACGCUGUAUCACCAACAAUGCUUGUGGUUGUAGCAACCGUUCUUCUCUUGGUAACUGAAACACACUCAACAAUCUGCCAAAGGGGAAAAAUUAUUCUUACAGGAGCCAACGGUCAGCUAAGCAGUCCAGAUCCGGGUAAAUCUGGAAUUUGUUCUUGGGAAGUUAAGAUCCCCGAAGAUUCACGGAUAGUUUUUUACUUCAACUUCUACGAGAUUGAGCAUUGCGGUAACAGUUACUCGAAUGAAAACAGGUGCGCUGGCUGCACUCGCAUAGAACUGAGGAACAGCUCUAAUAAACCACCAUGGUACACAUUCUGUGAUUUCAAAGCAAGCAUACCCGAACCUUUGUCCACCGACACAAGCACCCUUCUCGUGAAUUUCCAGUUGGAAGCAGAUGACAAAGAGAGCCGGUUCACUGCUGAAUACGAAUCUUGGCCAUCUCAUGAUAGGGUCGACCUGGUAACAACAUCAACCGCACAUAUUUCAAGUCCACUAUUUCCUGGCAGAUAUCCGAGGAAUUCGCAUUUUCGGUGGUCAGUGGUUUCUCCCUCGGGAUAUCGCGUGAAAAUUGAAUUCUCUAAGUUCGACUUGCGCUAUUGUGCUAGAUGUCAGGAAUGUGAUUUCCUAAGAGUGCAUGAUGGUGCUUCGCCUGAAAGCCAAGUGUUAGGGACAUACUGCUCAAAUCCUGGCACCCUAUACACUUCAGGAAAUAACGUUUGGAUAGAGUUUGUAGCAUCAAAGGACCUCAACCAAGUACAUGACAGCAUUGGGUUCAAAGCAACACUUUCAAGGGAAAUCAGGCUCUAUGUGAUUGUGGUACCGUGCAUUCUUGGAAUCUUUUUGGUAAGCCUCGUGGUCGCUAUCCUUGUUGUUAUGUGUCGCCGUCGCCGUCUCUCCCCAUCGGGAAAUGGAGCCCCUGUUGUACAGAUGUCCUUACUGAACGAAGACGACAAUUUUAGUAAUGCUCAUUUGUCCGAUGCUGGACCACACAUUGAAGCCAGCUUACCUGUGUAUCGUCCAACAACACAGAAAAUAAGGAGAUGACGAACCGCCUUACAUCAGCCAGAGAAGGAACGCUUUACACUGUUGUGUAAUAUGUUUAGUUGUGGUCAUUAUAUAGUCGUUGUACAAUUUUGUUUGUCAUAAGAUUCCCUUAACAUUUAUUUACAAAUAUGGUAAUGAGGUCAGGCUAUGAAGCGGUGAAAAGAAUUGGAAAACGGAAACGUCACCAUCAUAUGAUUUCCUGAAUCAGUUUUACUUCUCUUCUUGUCAUCAUGACCAAGUUACAGUAUGUGCAAUUGGAACCUGUAGAGAGGGAGAUUUUUCUCCAAGCCUUGAUUGAAAAUUCCAACAUUAACAGCUUUAUUAAGGCCGAGUUUUCUUCAAGGUUCGGACGAGUAUUAGUUUACGUUACUACAACUAUUUACAAUAGCUCAUUACGAUUCUUUAUUGUAAUCAACAUAACAUUUUAAGUUAGAAAAGGUGUGAUUUUCUACCCAAGUUGUGUGUGUUUAAAACACAGUAAGAAGUCGGAAAUGUGAGUAGAUGUAGCUGUGCGUCGAAAAUAGGAACAUCAGACAGAUAGUCAUAAUCAUUAGUCAGGCGGAGAGCUACCAUAGUUGAAUCAACUAUCAACUAUAAUCUUUUUUAUAUCCCUAACUGCCGGAUUCGCUCGCUCGGUGUUCGCUCAUUGAGGCGCGUGGUCCUGAAUCGGCCAAACCAUCUGAUGGUCAGAGCUCGAAUAAUUCGCCGAUGCGUGCUGAAAACUUUAUUUGAAAAUGUUUUUUCCUUUUAUAACGAAAUUUGCCUUUACCUUUAUUUUUUUCUUUGUUUGUUUUGUUGUUGUUGUCGUUGUUUUUUUUUUUUUGAAGACAAACUUUUUUUUUGAAAGUGAGAGAGUUAAGAUCUGAGUAGAUUUUAAUCAACUGAUUCACUCAUUCACUCAGUGUUAGUUACCAGUGUUAUUAUGACUAUUGAGUGGCUAGUCCACUGUGAUUACUAAAACGGUAGUAAGCAAACAAUUACGAUUAUAGAAAUAGUGAUAAUAAUUAAUGAUAAUCAUGAAAAUAGUGACUACUUAGUCGUGUCAAGUCCUGUAUCAUAGAACAGUGAUUAACAGUUUGAAUCUCAGAUGGAGGCUACAGUGAACAACCAUUCUAGGUGUUGUGUAUCCUGAACUCAUAUCCAAUGACAGUGUGAUGAUAAUGUCGCGGCGGUAAAGGCCUGAGACUGCUUGGUCAAUUGGGAUAGAAAACUUAAAAAAUAAGAAGGAUUUCAAAGACUCAGUGUAAAAGAGAGUCUAGGCCAAAGUAUAGGCUAAGGUAACAGGCUAAUGAAUUGACCAGUUUAAUGUCUAUUAAACAACGAAGAAAACAGACAA
Messenger RNA from Pocillopora damicornis (cauliflower coral), 2473 nucleotides. RefSeq names its product bone morphogenetic protein 1. The record is from RefSeq and is a predicted model, not a curated record. NCBI's taxonomy places the organism in Eukaryota, Metazoa, Cnidaria, Anthozoa, Scleractinia, Pocilloporidae.